CGUUUUCUGUUGUAGAUGAACUCUACUAAGUCAGCAAUAAAGUUUAUCGUCUCGGACAAUGAUUUGUUUUUGCCCUCCCGUAGCGCCGAGGAGAAGCCGUGCUCGUCGACAGCUGCAGCAGAAACCUCCGGUGACGUUAUGGAGGAGGCUAAAAAGCUGAUCGGCACGGGCAAACGGCAUCUGGUGAUGGGAGAUGUAGUCUCUGCCGUCAAUGUCUUCCAGGAAGCCUGCAGCAUGCUGGCUGCAAAGUACGGAGACACAGCAGAUGAAUGUGGUGAAGCCUUCUUCCUAUGUGGGAAGUCUCUGUUGGAGCUUGCAAGGAUGGAGAACGGUGUCCUAGGCAACGCCCUGGAGGGAGUCCCAGAAGAAUCUGAGGAAGAGGAGCAGCCCAAAAACCCAAACCUGGAGAGUGCAGACAACAUUGAUGAGAAAACCAGAGAAGAGCUGCGAAAGCAGGUCUAUGAUGCAAUGGCAGAGAAGGAAAAGCUGGAGGUAGAGCCUAAAGAGGAGGUGAAAAAUGAAAACGCAGAGUCGGGAGAAACGUCGGGUUCUGCUGCCGAGGUUGGAGAGGAGGAAAGUUCUGUCAAAGCAGCCGAAGAGGUCCGAGAGGCUUCAACGCAAGCUGUGACUGAAGAGGAGGUGAAAAAUGAAAACGCCGAGUCAGGAGAAACCUCAGGUUCUGCCGCUGAGAUUGGGGAAGAGGAAAGUUUUGUCAAAGCAACCGAAGAGGUCCGAGACGCUUCAGCACAAGCUGUGGAUGAAGAUGAGGAAGAGGAUGAAGGAAUUGAAGAAUCGAGUGCAGAGGCUGAGCAGACUGAUGAGACUUCAGAGGAUGAUGACGACGAUGAUGAUGAGGACGACGAAGAGAACAACGCACAAGAUAACGAAGAGGAGGAUGUUGGGAAUUUGCAGUUGGCUUGGGAGAUGCUUGAGGUGGCCAAAGUCAUUUUUAAAAGAAAGGAAAGCAAAGACGACCAGCUGAUGGCAGCACAGGCUUAUCUGAAACUGGGUGAAGUCAGUGCGGAAACGGGUAACUAUCCUCAGGCGCUAGAAGACUUCCAGGAGUGUCUGACUUUGCAGCUGAAGCUGUUGCCGCCUCACUGCCGCCUGCUGGCCGAGACGCACUACCACGUUGCUACGACGCUGGUCUCCAUGGACCAGUACAACCAGGCCAUCCAGCACUACAACAGCUCCGUAAAGGUCAUCGAGACGCGCCUAGCCAUGCUCCAGGAGGUCAUCAACGCAGCGGCUGGAGACGACGCUGCAGCAGAGGAGAAAAAUGAGCUGGAAGAACUCAAACAGCUUCUUCCUGAAAUCAGGGAAAAAGUGGAAGACGCCAAGGAGAGCCAGAGGACGGCCAGCGCUGCCUCUCAGGCGAUCCAGCAGACACUGGGAAAUCCCUCUACUUCAUCAACAUUCCCCUGUGAAAAUGGCGGCCCGUCAUCCUCGGCUGCGUUUGCAUCGACCAGUCAGAUUCCAGUGAAAACAUCUGAAAGCGCUUCGUCUUCCAAAGCCGUGUCGGAUAUCUCUCACCUGGUUAGGAAAAAGAGGAAACCCGAAGAGGAGAGCCCAGUAAAGGACACAGAUGCUAAGCAACUGAAACAGGAAGCCACAGUUAAUGGCAGCGGUGACUCUAGUGCCAGCAACGGCAGUGAAACCCAGGAGGGAAAAUCAAAGGAGCCUGCCUCUGUAGAGUCUUCCUCAUGACCGCCUCGAUCCUCUUCCUCACUCUGAAACCAGCACAGCAUGCSUCUCCAGCUCCUCACAUCCACUACUCUUGUUUCUGUAAAUAACUCAUUUUCACUGAUUUGUCUGUCAAGUUUUUGUAUACUUGUGGUAAAAAAAAAA
Poecilia reticulata (guppy) is the source of this 1848-nucleotide messenger RNA. NCBI's taxonomy places the organism in Eukaryota, Metazoa, Chordata, Actinopteri, Cyprinodontiformes, Poeciliidae. The record is from RefSeq and is a predicted model, not a curated record.